AUGAGUAAUUCCUUUGCUGAACAAUUGGCAAAUGCGAAAUUAAAACCAAGUAAAAAUAAAACGAAGGAUUUUAGUGAUCCUAAACUAGCAGGUUUUAUCACAAAAGAUCAAAUAAGUGCAUAUCAAAAAACUGCAUUAGAAGCUAAUAUGGAAGAAUGGCAAAUGUUACUGGCUAAUGAAACAUUUCCUACAACUUAUGUUCCAAUAACAUAUUCAGAUGCCAAGUGCUUUAUUAAAAUAUUCGAAAAAUAUUUUCAAAAAUUACAUGAACAACAAUUAUUUGAACAAAUACGAGAUCGAAGAGAUACUUGGUUAAAUGAUAAUGAAGAUGAAAAACAAUGGUAUGAACAAUUAAAAGAACGUCUUCAAAAAACAAUGGAUCAAGCUUUUCCAAAUAAUAAUAAUGAAAAGAUUUUCUGGAUAUUUAUAAAAAUGAAUUAA
Molecule: messenger RNA, 441 nt
Organism: Adineta steineri
Lineage: Eukaryota; Metazoa; Rotifera; Eurotatoria; Adinetida; Adinetidae
Source: the annotation of a GenBank genome assembly